AUGACCAUAGAUCCAUUGGGUCAUCGUAUCGAUGGCUGGAAGUUCAGGAGGAGGAAGCGAAAGGCCAGAGAUGGCCUUGAGAUCGAGCGCUGGGAUAAUUCGCUGGAGUUGAGGUUUCCACGAGGACAGACGGAGGCAGGGAGCUCGAAUCCUACCCGUCGGGUCGAAGACUCUCCGCCGGAGGAAAGGAGCGUCACGACGAACCUUCCUCCCAACCUUCUGGAGAUCGCGUCGUCGGCGAACGACGAGGAGCGGGUGUCAGCGAAGAAGGAGUCGUCGGCGAAGAAGACGGCGAGGCCGCCGCCAGAGGAAGUGGCAGCUCCGCUAUUUAGGAGUGAGUCGACGACGGAGAUGGAGGAGGAACGAACGACUAAGAUGACGGACUUGGGUCUUCCUCCCUGUCAUCGUGGUGGUCGCCGUUCGAUGAGAAAGUCGCCAAAGCCAGGAUGGCCAUCGGGUUGCUCGCCGCCGGGAAAAGAAGGGACGAGGGAGACGAAGAGGGCGAGCGGCGAUGCUCCUCCCUCAUGUGAACCGUUGCCUCUCUUUCCCUUCCAAGAGUUGCAACCCUACAACCUUCAUGGGCCAGAGUCUAUAGAGCUUGGGCCCAUCAGUUUUGGCCAUGGGCUGGCAAAGAAGAAGGAAGUGGUGGGCUCCGUUGAAACAAUUGGGCCGCAUCAUAAGAGAAAGUUUAUGUUCGUUGAUGGGCCAAGUCUUAAAGAAAUCGAGCCCAAUGAUGGCUAUUUUAUUGGGCUUAUUUUACAGAGAAGUCAUUUAAAGAAAGAAGAAGGCUUGGUGGACUUAAAAGGUGGGCUCUUGGAGGAGACAAGCCCACGCGAAGUUAGGAGUAAAGAGAGGCUGGACUUGGGUUUGGGCCACAACUCAUUCUUACAAGCUAAUGUGGGCCGACCCAAGGGAGUAGGAAAGGAAGGUUGGGUAAACUUAUGGGUCGUUUUCACCACCAAGUCCAUGGAGGAUUUUAUGGAGCAUUUCUUCGAAGACCUCGAGCUAGAGCACAAGGAAGAACUAUUCUCCGACUCUUAUUUCGUGGAUUUCGAAAUGGAAAAGGCGAAUCAUUCGGCUAUGAAGAACGUAUGUGCCACGUGGCGGGAGAAGAGUCGUGGAAAGUGGAAAUUGCUGGAGAAAGAUGAGCUUGUAGAAUUGAGUGUGAUUGGAAGCGAAGAAAGUGGAAGAUCAAGAAGACGGAAGUUGACUGCAACCUUGAGGACAAGGUCGCUUUCAAGGAGGGUGGAAUGUUAG
Molecule: messenger RNA, 1257 nt
Organism: Linum trigynum
Lineage: Eukaryota; Viridiplantae; Streptophyta; Magnoliopsida; Malpighiales; Linaceae
Source: the annotation of a GenBank genome assembly